AUGAAGAAACGACGUCGUCGCGAUGCUUCACGUAGAACUCCCGAUACCUCAUCCAUGCCUCAAUACCUGUACCAGCGGAUACCUUCACUCUCAUUAACAUUCCUUUUCAUCUCAUGUCUCCUCACCAUCCUCUUGCCCGUCGUGUCAGCCGCACCGCCAUGUGUCCGUUUCGCAGAUUACGACUCUAUCAACCAGAUGUUCAUCGAUGGAGGUCCGGGUACCAAGGUCUUUCUCUGUCCGAGCAAGUUGUAUCGUCUAUCUGGCACGAUCGUCUUCACCGCAGCAGACCAAGAACUAGCCACGUACGGAUACCCCACUGGCUCAGAAAGAGCCAUAUUACGCGUGGAGGGUAAACAGACUUCUACAGUAAUCCAAGGAGACUGUAGGCGGUGUGCAAGAGUGGGUGUAAGAAGUUUGAUCAUUGAUGGUAACAGGAAAAAAUUAGGUAGGAUAAAGAAUAUGGACGAUGCGGCUGGAUUAGUCAUAUUGGGAGGAAACGAAGGUCAAUCGGUGAAGAACUGCUGGAUCAAAAACCCUAGGGGUUUCACAGCUUUGCAUAUCAGAGAGGGAGAUAAAUUACAAUGCACAGGUGCGAUGAUUGAUAAGAAUGAAAUUGGUCCAGUAGGUGAAGAAUAUGAUCCUGAUCUGGAUGGAGAAGAUCCCGAAAGUUCACCUCUUGGUAGACCUUUGGCAGACGGUCUAUCAAUAGCCUGUAGGGAUUCAUUCGUAAGGGACAAUACAUUUUACGACAAUACGGACGCAUCAAUAGUCAUUUAUUGUUCGCCUGGCACUUUGGUUUUAGCAAAUCACAUAACUGCUAGAAGUUUAUCCUCAAUGGCUGGUAUAUUAUUAGUAGAUCAGACACCGUUCGAUGGUGAUUAUUCGGGUGUGGUGGUCAAACAGAAUAUAAUUGAUGCUGCAUCAAGAUCAAUCAGAGUAGGAAUCGGAAUAGGUUCGACAGUUUGGUCAGAUGAUACGGAGACGAUAUUAAAAGGAGGAACGAUUUUGAAUAAUGGAUUGAAAGGUAGAUAUAUGGGAUAUGGAAUUGCUGCGGCUGGUCUAGAGGGUUUCAAAGUUAAAGGAAAUUGGGAUGAAGCACAACAUCAAGGUCAAAAAUCUGCUAGAUGCUUUGACGAACCGGUUAAUCCCGAUCCAAUGCCUUUCUUGUAUAAUUUGGAAACAAUCAAAGAGUCGGAAUUUCAGGAUGGAUUCAAAGAUCAUGAUUUCCAGUAUGUCGUCUGUAUCGAUGGAUUAUACGAUAAAUCAAAUCCCCCAAAACACGACUUACCUCCCUUACCCCAUGAUCUAGAUAAUGAAGAAUCGAAGAAAGAAAUAAUACCACCUCCGAAGAUCGACAAAGCGAACACUGAAAAGAAGGAUACGGCAACUAGUAAUGAUGUGGCAAAUGAGGAAGAAGAAGAAGAUAGGUCUCCGGAUAUAGCUGAACCUUCAAAAGAUGGAUUUUCGACAGGAUCCGAAGUGAUGGACGAUAUACUUACCCACUCACAACAGAGGAUGUUGGAGGCUAUAGAUCAUUUACAUAGAAGGGUGGAUAUACUCGCCAGUAAUGUUGAUAAGUCCGACAAAGAUAAGAAGAAGAAGUCGGGGGUUGUAGGCGAAAGUCUGGAUCCUGCUAUCUCUACCCAUCUCGAGAAACUGCAAAGAAGAGUGGAACACCUGGAAACUUCCCAGAAAAAUUUGCUGGAGUCGGCUAUAGCUAUGAGAUCGUCUAUCCAGUCUUGGGAUCAAGAGAUGGCCACGAUAGGGGAAUGGCAAUACGAUAUCCUUCUUGACGUCCGACACAAACUUGACCUCCAUUCUUCCCAUUUCGACGCUGAGUCGGGAUACGUCCCUCCGCCAGGGGAUGAGGCCGAAGAAGCGGGGAUGAUAAAUGAAAUUAACUCGCCUAGGGUGGAUCAUACUCACCCUUCGAUCGAUAGGGAUAAUAUAAGGGAUUUAUCGAAUAAGCAGAGAUUGUCUCAGACGGAUAGGAAGAACGGUUGGAUCGGAAAUUUGGGUUGGUGGUUGAAAGUAAUCUUGCUGCAGGGCAUAAUAGGGAUUGGGUUAUGGUUAUUGAGAGGAUGGUGGAAAGGGAGGAGAGUACAUGGUAAGAUAUUGUAG
Molecule: messenger RNA, 2121 nt
Organism: Kwoniella mangroviensis CBS 8507
Lineage: Eukaryota; Fungi; Basidiomycota; Tremellomycetes; Tremellales; Cryptococcaceae
Exons: 4
Coding region: 1-2121 (706 amino acids)
Source: RefSeq, a predicted model, not a curated record